Molecule: messenger RNA, 2093 nt
Organism: Rana temporaria (common frog)
Lineage: Eukaryota; Metazoa; Chordata; Amphibia; Anura; Ranidae
Product: E3 ubiquitin-protein ligase Midline-1-like
Exons: 1
Coding region: 160-1746 (528 amino acids)
Molecular function (GO): protein binding; zinc ion binding
Source: RefSeq, a predicted model, not a curated record
UAGCUUUGCAUGCUGAACAUUAAACAUAUACGCUGUUUUCUGUGUAUGAUGUAAUACACAGUAUGCAACACAAUAUUUUUCAUCGCUGUUACAAAGUACUGCACAUCGUAGAUAUCUCUGUAAGCUGGCCAAAUCCACUUUCACUUCCUGCUGGCAGCGAUGGCGUCUGCUAAAAUAGGAGAGGAGCUAGAAUGUUCCAUUUGUCUGAGUAUUUACACUGAUCCUGUGAUGCUGAAAUGUGGACAUAAUUUCUGCCGGGACUGUAUUGAUCGUGUGCUGGAUGCCCAGGAGGGAUCUGGAGGUUAUUUCUGUCCUGGAUGCAGAGAAGAGUUUCAGGAUCGGCCUGCACUGCAACAGAACAUAACACUACGUAACAUAGUGGUGAAUUUCCUGUCUGCUUUUGCAGAUCAGGAGUCCGGGGUCUUCUGCACUUACUGUCUGGUAUCUCCCAUGCCUGCUGUUAAAUCCUGUCUGCUGUGUGAGGCUUCUCUGUGUGAUAAUCACCUGAGUGUCCACAGCAAGUCACCAGAACACGUCCUAUGUGACCCCACCACCACCCUGAGGAACAGGAAAUGCUUCCUCCAUAACGAACUCUUUAAAUUUUACUGUACUGAGGACUCUUCCUGUAUCUGUGUGUCCUGCUGUCUGAUUGGGAAACACAAAGGACACCAAAUAAAGUCCCUGGAUGAGGCCUUUGAGGAGAAGAAGAAGAAACUGAAAAAUAAUCUACAGAAGUUGAUUAUAAGGAAAAAGGAGAUGGAGAACAGAGUUCAGAGGCUACAGGAACACACAAGCAAAACUGUGGAAAAGGCAAAUGGUGAAUCAAAGAGAACCACUGCCCUGUUUAGAGAGCUCAGGAGACGGCUGGAAGACCUAGAGAAGCGAGUCCUGAGAGAAAUCUCCGGGCAAGCAGAACGAAUCAUGCUACCACUCAAACAAUUGAUCGAUCAGCUGGAAAUAAAGAAGGAUGAACUGUCUAGGAAGAUAGGUCACAUUGAGGAGCUGUGUAACAUGAUGGAUCCAUUGACUAUCCUACAGGAAUCAGAUACAGGUGACUUGUGUGAUACUGAGGAUGGAGAUACUGAGGACAGAGAGAGACAUGGUCAACUCCUUCAUGACAGAGGGGGUCUGGAUGUAGCUGGGAUCUCACAAACGCUACAAACAGGGUUAUCUGAUAUAGUAACAGAGGUAAAUGUAUGCUUCUCUAUGGACAAACCUGUAAACUUUAUAUUGGAUGUAAAUACAGCUUGUAAUAAGCUAAAUAUUUCAGAUGACAGGAAAACGGUGUCCUACUUUCCAAACCAGAAUCGUCCAGAAACACCCGAGAGGUUUAAGGUUUAUCCUCAGGUGAUAAGCAGUCGGAGUUUCUCCUCAGGGCGACAUUACUGGGAAGUGGAUGUGGGAGGAUCACAAUGGUGGAGAGUUGGGGUGAGUUAUCCCAGUAUAGACAGGUCAGGAGUGCAGUCAUGGAUUGGAUAUAAUCAGAAGUCUUGGUGUCUGUACAGAUUUAAUGAUCAGUAUUGGGUAAUACAUGACAGUGAAGAGAUCCAAUUGUAUGACAGUUAUUCCAGUGACAGAGUCAGGAUCUAUCUGGAUUAUGAGGAUGGACGGAUCUCCUUUUGGGCUAUGUCUGACCUAAUCCGACACCUCCAUACCUUCACCACUACCUUCACUGAGCCCCUCCAUGCAGCAUUCGGGGUAUGGAAGGGCUGUAUAAAGAUAUCUGGGGAAAGAGGGGAGAUAUAACCUGAGGCUGUUGACAUGACAGAAAGGGGGAUAUCAGAUUUGUAGAAUAUUAAAGUACAUGUAAGCCCUAACAAUAAACUUCCCUUAUUCGCUCUUUUUAAGUGGUAAAUUCACCAUUGAAAGAUUUUUUUUAUUUCUGUCCAAAGAGUGCAAAAAUAACUGUUGAUCCUGAAAGCACCCUGCUAAAAUAAGUGGCGAUUUAGCGCUAACACACACUUGGCCCCAAUGUGCUAGUUUUAGCAGCGCUUUACUGCUGUUAUAGCUGUGUUGUUCGGUCGCUGGUGGGGCGCUUUUAACCCCCGCUAGCAGCCAAAUAAUUGGGUUAAAAGCGCCUGCAAAAGGCCGCU